Messenger RNA from Talaromyces atroroseus, 843 nucleotides. RefSeq lists its product as hypothetical. Lineage: Eukaryota; Fungi; Ascomycota; Eurotiomycetes; Eurotiales; Trichocomaceae. The transcript is spliced from 3 exons. The record is from RefSeq and is a predicted model, not a curated record. The coding region runs from base 1 to 843 and encodes 280 amino acids.
AUGCCAAAGUACCUUCUUAUUACAGGAGCCACCGGCAAACAGGGAGGAGGCGUGAUUGACGCGCUCAUUCGUGAAGAUGCCGAUUUCGAAAUCCUCGCAGUCACUCGUGAUACCUCGUCCAGUAGAGCACAGAAGCUCAAGCAAAAGUCUGCGAGCAUCCAACUCAUUGAAGGUGACCUAGACCAGCCUGAUGAGAUCUUUACCAAUGCAGAAAAAGUCAUAUCUCAGCCUAUUUGGGGUGUGUUUAGCGUACAGGUGCCAGUCCCGAGUGGCUUGAAGCACGAUUCUGAAGAGCGACAAGGCAAGGGGCUGAUUGAUGCAGCUCUCCAAAAAAAUGUCAAGUGUUUCGUCUACACGUCUGUGGACCGGGGCGGCGAGGCCUCAUUUGACAAUCCGACCCCUAUUCCUCACUUUUCCAGCAAACAUUAUAUCGAGCACCACCUCGUCAAAAAGGCCAAAGGCACUGAUAUGGCUUGGACAAUUUUGCGGCCUACUGCAUUCCUCGAGAACUUUACUCCGAAUUUCUUUGUGAGCGAUAUUGGCUUUUUCGGUGCACAGGCCUUCCUGCACCCAAACCAAUACCAAAACAAAUGUAUCUCGCUGGCAGGCGACGAGCUCUCAUAUAGUGAAAUGGCCAUGAUCUUCCAUGCUAAAUGUGGACGAGAUGUCCCUUUGACAUUCGACUUCGUGGGCCGGAUCUUGAUGUGGAUGAUGAAAGAUUUGGGUUAUAUGUUUCAGUGGUUCUACGAUUCAGGGUACAAAGCAGAUAUUCCAGCUCUGAAAAAGAUAAAGCCCGACCUGAAAGACUUCAAGACUGGUUUGAAAAUGACAGCGGUUUUGUGA